Molecule: messenger RNA, 18831 nt
Organism: Xyrichtys novacula (pearly razorfish)
Lineage: Eukaryota; Metazoa; Chordata; Actinopteri; Labriformes; Labridae
Source: the annotation of a GenBank genome assembly
AUGCAGCUGUUCUUUACAUUCCCACUAAACUUACGGCACUUUGUUGUUCUGCUGUUUUGUGUGAAACUGAGGUGAAAGCACUUUUUUAAAAAUCGAUGUUCUGUUCAAGAAGAUUUUCUUUAAAGCUUGCUCAUAAACCCAAUCUAGAGAGCAAUAUCAGGCUUGCAAUACGUCGUCUUAACAAGGAUUUAUCUGUAAAACACAAAGUUCUGCCUUUCUGAUAGAAAAAUCGAUGUCUUAUGUUUCUGAUUGUUUACGAAAAAGGGAAUAUUUCUUCUACCCUCUGAGUUCAUUCCUGUUGUUUCUUUUGUGUUGUUGUCUGGUUUCUUUUUUUCAUCUCAGCCUUCUUCGACCCUCGUUGUUCUGCGCAGCAUCAGGACACGAUGUUACUGUUUGUGUACUGUUUUACCUUCUUUUAUUUCCUCCUUUAUGUUUAUAAAAGUACAAGAGCUGCAGCCUUUUCUCUUGAAUAUCAUUCUGUGAGAUUGUCUGAAUGUUUUUUUGGACAAAAAUGUUGGAAAAAUACAAAAAAAAAUGAAGGAAAUGUGCUGAUGUGCAAACCUGAAGGAAACAUUAUUAUUCUGUUGAUAAAUUAAGCUAUGCAUAAUUUAAGAUCAUCCUCUUGUGUCGCUUAUUUCAUUGAUAACUGGGCUGGUUUAGCCGUUUGGCAUGAAGGACUGAAGUUUUGAGAGGUCAUGUUUUAUGUUUUUUUUGUUUGUAUAUAAGUUUGUGUGUGUAUGUAUGGACAAACCAAGUGAUGAGUAUAUUAUAAAUAUAUAAAUAUAUAUAAAUAUUUGAAGACAUAUUACUACAUCUUGUCGUUUGUGUCAAUUUUUUCAAGAAAAAGGUGGAAAUGUGUCAGAUUUUUGACAGGGGGAUGGUUUUAAGAAGGUGGGGUAAAUAUUUGAAGGUGGAAAUUCCCCCAAAGAGCGUCGUUGUUACGGAUGAGGCCCUUCAGUUUCCAUGGGGGGGGGGGACCCGGUGAUGUCAAAGCUGAUGUAAAAAUGAAACGGGGAAGCCUGCAGAUCUCAGGUGCAUCUGCAGCAAUAAAGCAAAUGAGGGAAAUCAGCAACAUCCUAAUUUGAUUAAUAGUCUGCCUCCUCGGUGCGUUCAGGGACGGUCUGCGCGGUCGGAAAACAUCCCGGCUCGUUGCUGCUGCAGCUCCUGCUCCACUGAUCGAGUGCCUCCUGCCCCACAGCCCGUAUCUGAUCGUCACACAGAGGUUUCCCCCCCUGCUGCAUGCGUAACAUCUCUCCAAGUCCAGCCGUGGUGCUCACCAAGACCUCCCCGCCUGGAUCUCGGCUUCCUGCACGGAAUACGCGCAAGAGGAGGAACCGAACCGCCAGGAUUCACCUCUCCGGGUUCAGUCGGCACCGAAACGAGGCUGGGAUUUCCUCUUUUCAUUUUCAUAUUUGACAGAUCCUCUUUUUGUGUGCGUGUGCGCGUGUGUGAGAGUGUGUGUGUGUGUGUGUUGGGUGGAGUCAACCCGGAUUCUCCAAAUUGGAAAAGCAUUGGCACAUUUCAGGUAGGUCUGCGCUCGUAGGAUACAUUAAUCUGCUCCUGUUUUCGAGCAAUGCAGCGAAGCAUCCAGAGGGUUUUUUUUUCCUUUUUGAUUUAAUUCAUUCAUGCAAAAAUCCUCGUUUUUCCUGCUGAUGUUUGGUGUGCUGAUGUCUGCUCUGAGCAGGGCCGCAGCUCGCACGAUGUGUGUCCACAAUUUAAUCCCCUUUAGAAAUAAGAGUCGCCCACAUUUGUCGGAUCUCUAUCAACAAUUAGCAUCGGUACGUUUGGAUUAAGGGACAAAAAGCUCCAAAUGCAGCCGUGUGAGCUUCAGGAUGAACGAAAAUAAGAGGAAACCUGAAUGAGAGAAAGGCCUGGUAGCUUCCUACGAUUAAAAGCUAUAAAUUGGCCACGAAGAGAGAGAGAGUGGGGGGGAUUGUGAGAUGAAUUCUCUGUUUGCAUCCUAUCUUUGCCUCGUACAGCCGUUUCAAUCUGAUUUGAUGCGAUGAAAUUGGAAUAAACAAACCGAUGCAACAAAAAGGGAAAAAUCCUGAGUGAUUGUGAUUUGAUUCAGCUGCACCCCACCUCAUAGGAAAGCUUCAUAUUUGCAUGCACAGUGUUAUAAAACCCAUCUGUGGUCAGGUGUCAUCUAUGGCUGCUAAAGUGGGACAUUUCAGGAGUGAGUGAGGGGGUCAAGGGGCCUGAAAUGAGAGCAGAAAUUCAGCAAAAUGCAUGCAGUAUGUGCACUGAGAGGCUGUUUGCAAAGGGGGGCAGAUUGAAAACACUGCAGCUGCAUUGAUGCACGUUGUGGAGAAAGUUACAGGAAUAAAAGCAAAGAGUGGACAGAUCUGCUCCAGGAGGAGAGUGGCAGCUUUGAUCCUUAAGGAGAUGUUUAGAGAGAGCAAAUGAGACAAAGUAAACCCCCAAAUCUCUGCUGAAAUACCCCCGGGCAAAGCGUUUAAACCCUGUGGUGAAAGAGGGGCUGUGUGUUAUGAUGCUCCCUGCCUUUGGAGCAUCUCCCUCCAGCUUGUUAUGAAGAAUAACCCCAACAACAAAAAGGAGAAGAGUGAUGCUUGAGUGGCUGAAGAAUGACAAACCGCUGUCCAGCUGCUGCUCUUUCUUCAGAGAAAAUGGAGCUGCUGUAAAAACAGAUUCCCUGAACAAAAUGGGUCCUUUAAAUGAAAAGGUUGAGCCGGUGAAUGGCUGCAGAGACACAGCCAGGGGGGGGAUUCUGCUUUGUGGAUUUAAUGUGAUGUUCACUGACUCCCCGUGUCCCCCCCUUUGUGCCUGUGUUUGGCGUCACAGCAGCACCAUGAAGGACGGGAUCGCCAACAACAGCACGGCCAGCAUCUCCCAAGCCAGGAAAGCUGUGGAGCAGCUGAAGAUGGAGGCCUGCAUGGACAGGAUAAAGGUACUGAGCGUUUACUUUCUACCUGUAGCUGAAACAACAUGUUUCAUUUCUGUUCUGCAUGUGGAUUUAAAGCUCCUGUGAGGAAUUUUUGCUGUGUGUCAAUUUUUGUAAACAAUGUGGACAUGCCAGGUUUGGUAGUCUAGAUGGAGAAGGGGUCCACGCACACGCCCCGGCUUUUUUUGUGCCUCCUGUUCUUUUUAAUCCCUAAAGUUAAUUUCAGAAUAUGCCAGGUACCAAGCUGAAUUAUUGUCCAGAAGGCUUCAUUUUUAACACUUUAGUUUACUAACCCGAACUCAAAAAUCAAAAUAUGAGUGGGAUAACUUUUGAUGUAAACAACUUACGGGGACAAAUUAAUUGUAAUUAAUUGUUUGAAAACAUCUUGAUUCUAUUUUCAUUUAUUAAUGGACAGAAAAUUGGCCAAAAAUGCUGAUUUGACAACUACAGCUGCUUAAUUUGCAUCUUCUGACAAAAACAAAACGUAUACUGCUGACUUUUGACAGUCAAAGAUGUUAUUUAUUGUCAAUAUUUCAUAUGGCAAUUAUAAGAACGAGGUUGCUUUGCUGAAAUCUACCCCCUUGCAUCUUUUUUAGACAUUAAAAAUGACCCUUUAACAAUCGUCAGUCUUGUCCCGUAUGGUCUCGUCUGCUUUUGUUUGUCAUAAAGAGGCAUUAAUAUGAAUUUUAGUCUAUUUUAAAUUGUCAAAAACCCCUAAUUGGAGCUUAAAAGUGUCCUUCAUUCUUGUGUUGGAAACUUGGUUGGUUGGUUUACAGGGAGAACAUGCCCAUUUAUCAUAAUUGAUUCCAUCUACGCCGUAUCAUCUAAAGUCUUCUGCUUAUUUGGAGCCACAAGUUUGGCUUUUUUGGCCGCUGCCAUUUUGGUUUCCCUCGAGCCAGAAGUGACCAUAUGUGGACGUGAGUUUGGACUAUGCGAAGAGCGAAGGGUUAGCAAAACCUUACGUGAUCCAAGACUUACAGUCUGUCUGUAAGAGGCACAUUUUUUAAAACAUUACCCUCAGAACAAGAUCUGCUUUGUGGUGGUGUCUGAUCCAAGUUGUUCAUUUAUUAGUCCGAAGAAGCUCAGAGAGCCUGCAGAACACGUCCGACUUGCCAAACAACCUUUUUUUUUAUCACUAUAGCCUGCCAAUCUCUCUAGAGUAAAGUUAGCAUCAAUCCAACGUCCAUGCACAAGCUGCUUCAGAUAAAUCAAUGUAUGACACACACUGAACAAGCUACCGGACCAGGUAAAGUGGAGCUAACAUGUAAACAAAAUAAUGCUAAAUUUUACAGCUUCAAUACUGAGUGUCGGACUUCUUAGACUGUCUGGAAAUACAAUAAACCAAACAUGAUGACAGACUGUCUGAUAGUAACUCUAAAAUAAUCUGGUGUAUGAGACUCUAAGAUCUAACUCACUCCAAUCUCAUCUUCAACCACGUGAGUGAAAUACUUUCCAACAUUUAUCAAGUUACAGCAGAGAGGAAGAACUUCCUCUAACAGGCAGAAACCUUGAGCAGAACCAGACUUAGACUAGAGUAUCUGGUAAUUAUUUUAUUGUAAAUAAAAAAAAGAAUAAAUUCAUUUUCAUGAGUGAAGAAUUGAGCUAAAGAGGCCAGCAGCACCCAGAGUCCAACUCUGUGUUACGGUGUGUUUGACCCUAAAUUAAUUUUACGCCGGAAUAUCCCUUUAAGUCAGGCUAAAUGAUGUAGAGAAAAACGUAUCUUGAAUGUUGAAAGAAGCAUCUGUGACUGAUGCAUGGCAGGUGCAAGACCAGCCUUUAACACUUUGACUUUAUGGAGAUUGAUUCUUUAUUGGAAACAGCCCCUAGUGGCCACUUAAGGGAGUGCAUUUAUGGCACUUCUGAUUGAACUCUUCUUGUUCUGCCCCUUGGUUAAAGGUUACACUAUCAUAGACUUGUUUUUUUAAAGCUAGAAUAACGGCCAAUAUUGAACUCUUCCUAGUUUUACAAUAAAAUGUUUGAAUUUCCAAAGUUCAGAAGACUCUGACUCGUGUUUGAUAAUAUACAAUAAUUCUAGUCCUCAUAAUUGACUUCAACAGCCAACUGCAACAUGACAACCCAAUCCCCGUUUCCUCGGUUAGCCUCGCACUACUUCUUCUGACAGUCCGCACAUGAAGCCUGACUUCACCUUGAAAGCACUGGAGUAUACCGACUGUGCACAGCGAGCAGCACCACUGUGGUAACUGUGGAGAAAGUAGCCAGAGGCACGAUGGGAUACGGUGAAUUCUGACCACUUCUGACACUAGUUUUCUACCAAAUUGGGUCAUGUUUCCUGAGUAUUUGCCCUGGUUAGCACUUUCCUCAUGUAGGCUUCUUCUCAUCUUACGUUGCCAGUGUUUGAUUUUUGCGAGAGUGCAGGAGGACCGCGAGCUUUAAAGGGAUAGGUCAGGGUUUUUGAAGUGGGGUUGCACGAGGUACUCGUCAAUAGUGAGAGUAUUAACUACAAUAGAUGGUGGUCAUGGCUGCUGUUUGGCGAAGCCAGCUGGAAUACUGACAAAGAAGAUGAGCGGUGUGCCCCUGAGGAAAAGGGAAGAGAGUAGGUUAUAUUUUGGAUACUUUCAACUUGUCCUGUUUUAGCUUCACAUCCACACAAGUACACCGAGUAAAGUGGGAACGAUGCAGAUCAGGUCUUUGGGUCACAAAAUCGUGAAUCAAGGGAGGGAUCUGAAAUGGAUUUAACCAUGAGCUAUUUUGUAACCAUGGCCUCAGAUGAUAAAAUAUAUAUGAAGACGGGUGACACACCUGCACUACCUGCCAACAUAUCCCGCUGACAGCAGCUGAAAUGUGUUUUUGUGUGAGUACAGUCCAAAGCAGAGCAGAUUUUGUGUCAGACAUUCACAGUCCUGGAAAGUUCAGUGACUCUUGUGGUUCCCUCUGGUCAGACGACACAUCAUGGCGGUAAUUAUAACCCGAUCUGGUCCUUUGUUGUGUAUCAUGAUGAAUGACAAUCAAGGCCAUGUUUGGGACACACCAUAACCCUCUCCUCACAGAAAGUCAAACAUGUUUUAUUUUCUUUGAUUCGUUUUGUCACAUCUGUGAUGUUGACCAAUGAGAGCACAGCGCCCAGACUGGAUGUGAUAAGCUAUACAGCAACACUUGGAUCCAACUUCGCUGCAUGGCACAUUAUUUAUGUAUGGGCCAACGUCUGUCAACUGGUUAUACAUCAUGAUGUCAAACCAUAUGCCAGUGUAGCUGUGAUAUAUUCAACAACACUGAGACAACUUUAUGUUCACGCUUGUAUUUCUGAUAGUUUAUAUAGAAGAAGAUAAACCGCACACACUCUCGCCAAAAAGCAUGUCAGAAGACCGCACUGAAUGGAGGAGCUCAGGAAGAUUUCCCCAUUCUCGUUUUUGGCCAGUCUCUUCUCUUCAAGCUGUUUCUCUGUAUUUAUAGUUUCUACAGUCCCAUCCAUGAACACCGUUUUAUCAUGACAGUCGUGUUUUUGACUGUUUCAGUACGUAAUAAACUAACCUAAUGGCUGAUGCUGAUAGUUGCUUAAGUAAGGAUAUGUGGCUGCAGGUUAAAAAAGAUGCCAUUCUUUUGGCUUCAAACUUUGAUCCCAAAUUUUCAAAAAUUAUUUAAGAAUCCAAACUUUAUCUCAGAAUUCUGAUGUUUUUUCCUAGAAUAAUGCUUUCAUUCUUACAAUUCUGAAUCUACUUUGGAAUUCUAACUUGGAUGUCAGAGUUCUGAAUAAACUUUGGAAUUCUAAUGUAGAUUUUAUUAUUCUUACUGAAGUUUUGGAGUUUUAACUUUAAUGUCAGAGUUCCAAAUUUAACUUGUAAUUCAUGGACUUCCAAACUUUGUCUGAAGAUUCGGAAUUCUGACUUUUUCUUGGAAUUCUAACUUUGAUUUCACAAAUCUGACAUCUUAGAAUUCUAACUUUGAUGAAAUACUUUAGAAUUGAUCUUGGAAUUCUUUGACUUCCAAAUUCUGAAGUUUCAGAGUUCUGACUUUUUAUUAGAAUUCUAACUUUGAUGUAAGACUUUAGAAUUGAUUUUGGAAUUCUGACUGAUCUCAGAAUUCUCACAUGAUCCCAGAAUUCUAACUUUGUUCUCAGAAUUCAGGAUGAAGUCUGGACCUUUUUGACUUCUGAGUUGAAUAUAAAAUCCAGAAUUUCGUCUUACUUAAAUCUUACUAUAAUCUCAGAAUGGGUGUUUUAGGUCUUAGAAAAUUAAUUGGAUCUAAUCCUUUACUUUGGCAAAGAGAAUAAAGUGUCUCAGUAGUUAUUUUUAAGCCUGUACCCACUGCUGUCUGGUUGGUGUCAGAUAAAGCGGGUAACAGCAUGCUGCAGAAACAGAUUUUACAUUUUCACUGUUCAAAUGAGGCCUGAAGCUGACACACAAUUCCUCAAAGAUAAUUAAGACUCUAAUGAUAAGAUCCUCACACACUCUGCUUAAAGAAAUUCAAACUAUCCCUUUAAUAUCUAAAUCUAAGCGAGCCAUAAUGACCUCCUUUGUAUAGUAAUCACGUUCCUGUUACCUGCAACCCCUUUCAGCUCCACCAGACUUUUAUUAAGGAGGUCUCAUAAAGUAUGACCUUAACAAACAACACCUGUUUCACUGUUGACUUUGAGCCUUAUCUUUUUGAACCUUGGAAAGUCAUAAAACUGUUACUGUAAAUAGAAAUCUCCAGAUCGUUUCCGACCUGUUUCCUGAUGGUGUUUUCACUCUGAUAAAACAUCCAUUUUACAUGGAAAUGAUCCCUCACUGUGAAAGGCCGGCUCUCAGCUUUAAUGUCAUCAUCUCAUUCAGUAUGCUCCUCAUGUGCUCGGGGAACGAUGGCCCCGCAGCCCCGAGGCUGUUCGCUCAGCAUUAUUGCCGGGCCUGGACGGCUGCCAUACACCAUCAUCCCUACUCAGCACAACAUAGACUGCUUACAAGAAAACGUCCUCUUCGUAAAAAACAAAGUGAUUAUCCCCGACUCUUUAAUCAGGGUUCAGAGGAUGUAUCACACAGACCCUCAUUUAACCCACAAGCUGACUGUUUGGCACUAAAUCUCAUUUAAAUCCAUAGUUCGUCUUAGUUUUUCCGUCGGAAAUCAAUUAGCUUUGAUAAACUCUUGAGGACCAAAAAUUAAUAAAAGACUCGUUUUUUGUUGUAUGAGCCUAAUUUAACAAUACUCAGCAUUUUCUGUGUUUUCUCCAGCUUAUAUUACUGUUACACUGUCAUUCAGUGGACACAUUUGAGAGUAAGAACAAUACAGGCAAAGAUCUGGAGAAGAAGAAACAAGAUCAUUAAGUGCCUCAAAUUGCUUUAUGUCCAUUUGGAUGCAGGUACCCCCAUGUAGUGUUAAAGGGAAUGCACAAGGUGUUCAGACCAUAGACUGUAUAUACUAUGGACAACUUGGUUCCGCCUCCCACCCUUAAACGGAUUUGAAGCCAAAAAGCUCUCAGUAUUUCCUCGAUUUUUCUUCAUUUCCUGAAACCAGCGCUGCGCAGUAGGAUUGUACGCAUUUGGCGGGAGAGUCGCCAUGAGUCACGGUGAUGACGCUCGGCUCAAACAGCGUAUCCCUCGAGUGAGCUACGCAAUCCCUGAACGCCCAUAGGCUGUAUCAGGUGUCAAUCAUAGAAAACAUGAACCCCCUAAUAACUUUUAAAAAUGGAGCUUCACAGAAAAAAGAGGACUUGAGCACAAACCAGUCUUACAAUAACUACAUGUCAACAUCACAACCGGGGGGGAAUUUAUGUUCUGUGUAAUAGAUUUCAGAAGUUUGUCCACAGCUCCGUAAGCUUUGCUGGUGGAGGCGGGAUUUAUGACCUAUACUGCAGCCUAUCAACAGAGGGUGCUGUUCUUGGAGUGGCUUCACUCAGCGAGGAGGCAGACCGUGUCCAUUCUAUAUACGGUCUAUGCUUCAGACCUUUUCCAGCUGUAGUUCCUUCAGUGGCCACCAGGGGUCGGCUACCAAAAGGAGUCGAAUCCCAUUGAUUCCCAUUUUAAAAUGUCAGUUUUACAGUAGAUGUCAAUGCUGACAGCUGGGAACUAAAGAAAAUGUUUAAGUCAGUGUUUGUGGUGUUGAAGUUUCUUUCACUCAGCUUUACUCACAUUUUUUCACAUUAUAUAUUUUAUUUAGACUAUCAGCAUGUGUUUGUUUCAAAGCUCACCAUACUGAGCGUGUGAGCUUAUCCUAUGUUUUCAUACUGUGUUUGAUCCAGUUUAUAGCAAAUGAAAUCCAAAGUUAACAUCAUUAUUCCUAACUUUUUUCAUCUGAUUUGAAACCUUUAAUUAAACUAAACUUAUCCAAUCAUUUACCACCUAAAGAGAUUACAAACUUCAAUUGAUGCAACACAAUUUUCUUUGAAUUUGGUGCAGCUCCAGGGCCGUUUCGGUUAGUACAAUCUUUUCAUUGUGCGUAAAUUCUCCCAAGUCUAAGCAACAGCAGGAUUUUUUGUGAUAAGCAGCCGGCAUUAAAAAUGUAGGAAAAUCUGUCAACUUUGAAAGCAGAUUUGACUUUAAACUCUGCCUUUUUGGUGUUUUUGUCUCUUUGUUUGUUUUGUUUUCAGUCUUUUUUCCAUGAUAUGCUCAGGCGUUCAGCCAGCUCCCUGUUGCAUCCUCGUGAUGGUGCCAAUUUUACGUGGACACAGCUGCAGAAAACUGUGUUUUUAGAGAAGCAGAUAUGCUUUGUGUUUCUUUUUUCCAGUUAGUUUAGGAGAGGAUGAAUAAAUUUUCUGUUACAUGAGGCGCUGAUCAUGACUGACAUGAGAAAAACAACAGAAUGUCACAGUGCGGGUCAGUGAGCAGGAAAAAUGUCACCAGCAUCAAAAAUAACAAGGCCAGGGUUGAUUGCAGUUUCAGUUUUUUAAAGUUAGAGUUCAGAAUAAGAGUCUGUAUACAGGGACAUCUCACUGUGAGAUACAAAAUACAGUGUGGGAUAACUUGAUGCAGGAUAGAAGAAGUUGAGAUGAUGUGAAGUUGUAAAGUGGAACAGGCUAAGAAGCUUUGGACGGUCCACCAUCUGAAUGGAUCUGAAGUGAGUUUUGUUCCAACCUGACACAUCAGACCUGAAUGUAAAUGAACCUGAAAUGUCACAUCUGAUUUUAAUGUCUAACACCUUCCUCCAGCUCCAGAGUGGGUCAGAAAAACCUGUUAAUAUAUUUAAGAAUCAGGGACAUCUGCUGCCUCUCAUUCAUCUUGUUGCUGCACCUCAGAUCUUAACGAUAUUCGAGGUGUUUCCCACAGAAAUGUCUUGUUGUAUAACAGGUGUGUUCAAUCAUCAGCUGUCUUCAGUCUGUAAAUAAAAUGGAUGCUGUUAGUAUCCACUAGGCUUGAUGCCAGAUAAGCACAUUAAACUAUAAUUCAUAAACGUAAAGUAACAACCGAGACCUAAUGGUGCUGUGACAGCAACGCUGUGAUUGAGUUUGAGACAGUGAAAAUACAUAUGGUAUGUUGUAUCUGAACAGGUUAGCUUAUGAGCUAAAGUGACUUAGCACAGAUGAAAGUUAAAACAAAGAUGUUUAUCAAACUGUUAAAGCACACAAACCAUCGUCAUAUGAGAAAUCCGACGCUAUGACUCGCCACAAUUUGUGUUUUUUAUCAAAAAUCACUCUGUUCUCCAACAUGUAAACAAUCAGCUGGUCGGCCAUGUUGGAUAUACUGGUGAAUCUGAUGUCACAACAACAUUAAGUCUGAUUGGUCAGAAGUGGACACACAGUAUGCGAAACUUUAGAAAAUGUCGCAGGACGGAAAAACGUCGCUGAUGUGAACGCUUGUACUGACAGGAUAAAGUUUCGAAAAAAAUAUUGACAUCCAAAAUAAUCACAUGAAAGAAACACUCCCGGUGUGUAAGGACCUUUAGAGCUCCCUCUGGUGGCUGCAGCACUGGUCAUUAACCCGCAAAGCCCAAAAUGCACAAGUAAAAACAUGCCAAAUCAACCCUCAAAUAUGGUUUCUUUCGUGCUUAUAAUAUCCAAGUGCUAGUCUUUCUAAGAAGUUUUAAUCCAAGUACCAACCUCUGGUCUCACAAAUUGUAGCUGCAGUUCCAUAAGUGUCCACUGGAGGCUGUCUGCAGAAACCUUGUACACGCUAAUCUAAGAAAGCCAUUUUUAGAGCAAAAAUACACGUUUAAUGCCUGGUUCAGAUACAGUUUUGGUCCAAAUCGCCCAGGACCUUUUCAUAACGUGUAUUUUUUGAAGGUUAAGUGAGUGAAUUAGCCACCACUUUAGCUAGUUUCAAGAAGGCCAAAAUCCCGCCUGUGGAAGGUUGACUUAAAGUUGGGUUGAGUCAGCAUCACCAACAGGCUUCAAAACUCCUCUUCACAAACCAGAUUACGUUCAUGUAUGAUGGUACCAAAAGUGUGAAUUUCAGAGAUUGUGGAGGUGUUUUUUGGCUUCAAGGCUCACAAUUGGGCAAGGAAGUGAUGUUUUCCUCUCUGUGUGCUGGCAGUGUUGAUGAAUAUUUCUGUGUUCCCAGAACAACAAUGCAGUAAAGGUUGGAAAUGUUGACAUAAGGAUGCCAGAGCCGUAGGUGGCAAUGAAGUGAAAUCAGUCUGUCGUGUCAAACACUAGAGGAGAAUAUUGUGCACAUGCCUGUUGAGCAUAUUUAAGAGCAGGCUGAUCUGGUCCAGAAUGACGUUUGGGUUCUUUAAAUUGUAGUGAAUCAAAAAACUAUCAGGCGUAUCAUUGUUUCCUCUCUUUGCGUUGUGUAUAAUGAUGAAGGAACAGCCUGGCCUCCUCGCAGUUUGACCUAACAAUACCUGCAGACAUGAAGAAACACCUCGCCAAACAUCCUGGUUCUAAUGUGAAUGUGCAACAGACAAACAGCAAGUGCAUGCAUGAGUUGAGUUCACGCCGUCAGCGUUCCCCCAAACCUCAGUUUUUUACAGAGUCAAAGUUUUUAAAAAGAAGUCCUUCAAUGGUGUUUCCAAAACCUCCAUUUUCAGUGACCUAGACUCUGUUUACAUGGCAGGAGGUCUCGAAAUUAUCCAUCCCUCUUUGUUUUUGUCCUUACACAUCUAGAGCACAACAAUAUUAAUAAAAAAAAACUCCCUGAAUGCAAUAAUUAUGAAAUUGAUAUUUUUACAUCCAGCAACAUUAGGCCUCGGGCGUUUAUGAAUAUUACAUUUUAGGUAUUUAUUUAAAGUCUUUGCAAAGUCAAAGAAAAAGUCCUUGGAUUUAAGGGUUGGUGAAUUCAUCUACAAAUCUUGGCCUGAUUUAUACUCAGCAUGAUGCAUUAUUAUGGUCCAUUAUUUCUAAAUGAACCACUUACACCUCAGAGAUGAAAGUCCAAGUUAGUCUUUAUUAAUAGUUUAGCACAGAAGAAGGAAUACAGAGGGAUGUGACUGCAAAUAAAGAGUGCAGUGAAAGAGGAGAAAACAGACAGUUGGCCUCGCCGUCGAUCCCUUAAAUUUAAUUAAAGGAUCUGAUGAGAGAGAGUGUAUUUUAGAGACUGAGCGGUCUCUGUGCUGCUGAUUUAGGGAUCGCCACUUUCUCAUUAAUUGCUCAAUCAGCCAAAGGAAUGUGAUCUGUGCUAAUUAGAAGGCCUCUCCCUCCAUCAAGAGGCUGCGGUGUAAUUACAGUCAGCCUAAUGACACUCACCAUGCAGUACCGUAUGUGUCCUGUGGGGCUCUCUCUCUCUGCAGGGACUCUGGCUGCAGCUACAUGAUAAUAUAAUUAUUGCAUUUACUCUGAUUAUGGCAAUAAUUAUGUUGUUUACUUGGAUUACCAAGGAAGGAUUUGCUCAUGUUUCCUCUUCGUGUAGACUGUAAGACCUCGAUGAGUGCAGAAAAAAGGGGAAAUAGAGUCAGGAAAAAGGGUUAUCGAUAUGGCUCUCCUCUAAUCUGACCUAUAUAGCACUUCUGAGUGAGACAUAGCCUCCAGGAUGUCACCUAUUGGUUUGUCUUCUGCCUUUUUGAAGGCUUGACUUUUGCACUCUGGCUGCAUGUAUUUUAACUUUCUCUAUGUUGUUUUUUUUUCUGCAGCCAUAAGUGACCGUUUUAAAAUGAGCAAGUAGAGCUGGAGCGGAAAUAAUAAGCUGUUUGAAGCCAAACAGUCUGUGCUAAUGAAAUAUAUUAACUGGACUCAACCUCAGUUUCAGUCAAACUGGCAAAAGGCAAAGAAGUGGAGUUUUAGCCUCCCUGCUAAAAGCUGCAGUUAAACCAUCUAACAAUUAAUUCAGUUGCUCCCUAAUUAUGAAAACUCAGAACCCUAAAAUCCGUAAAAAUAUAUUCAGAAAUUAUCCUUUUGUUCCAGGUUUGAAAGAUGUUUCCUUUUAUGGCGAAGAGAGGCUGUUUUCAAUGGGUGUGUAUGUGGCUUUUGAGGCUUUUGCAGCCAGCUUCCAGUGGACACUCAAGGAACUGCAGUUUAUUUUUGUACUUAUACAUCAGCUUAAGUUCUCAAGACCAAGGGGGUUACAGUUUGAGAAAAUUUGGAUGCCAGACUUCUUGGAUCCUUCAAUUUCAAACAUUCUGGUUCAUCUGAUUCAAUACUUUGGUCCAAAUAUGUUUUAUUAUGGGGCUCUAUGGGGUUCGACUCACUUUUCGGGCCAGCCUCUAGUGGACACUCAAGGAACUGCAGUUUAUUUUUGUACUCCAUUCCAAAAGAUUUUUAAUAAUAAUAAUAACUUUAUUUGUAUAGCACUUUUAGAAAACAGAUGUUUACAAAGUGCUUUGACAUGUAGUCAAGGAGCACAUGGAAAAAGACAAAUAAAGAACAAAAACUGGAAUUGAAGACCAUUUUCAUGUCAUGAGGAACUCAGACAAUAUAAGAACCAUGCAACAUAAAAUGAGACCAUGAGGACCAAAAUAAAAAGAUAAAAUAGUUAAGAAAAAAGGAAAAUGCAAUUAAAAGGGAGGACCAAAGUGGAAACAGGAUAGUAAAUAUAAAAGGCAAUAGCAACAAUGAUAAUAAAAUAAUAAGAGGUAAUCCUGAUAAUAAAAGUAAUGAUAAAAUAGUGCAACAUAAAUUAGCAAGAGAAAAAACAAUAAAAGGCCUAAAAGGUUAAUUAAGAAAAGAGUACAAGUACAACAAAAGCUAAAAAGACAGUAAAGCUGAAAGAAGAUAGAAGUCAAAGAGAUAAGAGAUGACAGACAAAAGAUAAAAGACGGCAUCAUGUAAAAGCAAGUCUGUAAAAGUGAGAUUUUAAAUUUGACUUAAAAGAAGCGACUGUCUGAAUCUGAAAUUUCAAACAUUCAGGUUCUUUUGAUUCGUCCCUGAUUAUCUACAAUACUUUGGUCCAAAUAUGUUUUAUUAUGGGGCUCUAUGGGGUUCAACUCACUUUUGGGACCAGCCUCUAGUGGACACCUGAGGAACUGCAGUUUCUGGCAUUCACUUUGGCUUCAUUUCCCAGCCUUGAAAGUUGCUUGUCCCACAACAGACUUAAAAAGUACUUGAAUGUUUCAUAGUAAAAACUGUACCGAAAGGUCAGCGUGAUGGAUUCUGUGCGUUGUUUUGUCUUGUGGGAGCAGCAGUGUGAGGUGAAGUGUCAGGCAGAAGAUCAGAUGGUUUUGUCCUCCGUGUGCAUCCCUGAGCCCUCGCCGUCCCUCUGAUGCAGCUGCUCCUCUUUCCCCCCUCCUGUGACCUCCCGCUCUGCUCCCGAGCACAAACCUACUUCCACAUGCAGUCUGGCUCUACUGUAAAAUUUAUAACCGCCGUUUGACUUUGAAAAGACACACCAUGCAACUUUUCCGCCCUGAGACAGGAAGGGCGUUGUGCUUUUUGCCCUCCUGGUCAGGGUACCACCUUCGCUCCUGUCAGUCAUCUGCAGGAAUUAUCUUCUCCGGGUGCCUCGGGCGAAGGUUACAGCCAUCAGUGCAAACACCACAGGCACUGAAGACAUCUGAAAGUAGAACAACAUGCACUGUUAAAGCAACCAUGCAAUGUUUGACGAGGCUUACAACAACCCUCACCUUCUGCAAGUUAGGCUCCAAACUCUGAAAACAAACACACAGCGAGGUACAAACCAGCAGGAGCUCGACAAAUCAAACCAUAUCACAUAAAUCUUCUCCUCGGCUCCGUGCUUUGUUUACCUUUUGUUUGUCGAGGGGAGGUCUGAGUCUGUCGAAGCACUUUUCAUAGAAUCAUGCUGGCCAAAGCACUAAAAAAAACAAAGUUAACACAGCUCUGAUCUUGUCUUAUUGGUUUUCUUCUGAAACUAUAAAGACUAUAAACCUCUUGAAACUACGGCCAUCUUUUAGUUAUUGUUGAAGCCUGUAAUUAGUUCAAGGAAAGACUUUCUUUUGUAACUUGAGACUCAUUUGUACAACAAGGAUAGUUGGACGUGGAAACAGAGUGGAUAGACAUGCAGCAUUUCAAAUCCCUGGUAACGUUUACGGCUAGCUAACAAGCUCAGAAUGAUGGUCUGGAUCUAAUUGUAGUGCUGCAGGUUGUGACCCUGCAAGAUCCCUGAUUAGGGCUGAAAACUAUGUGACUUCCUGACACUUUGUCUGCAGAUGCAAGAGCGUUAGAAAAAGUUUGGAUAUUUGCAGUCCUUGAAAAUUUACAAGUUAUACCCAUCAAGUGCAAAAUAUGGGUCGGUUUUCAGAGGACUAUAAACCGCUGAGGGUAAAUGUUUGUAUCACAAGAGUUAACGAAGUGAAAGGAGAACUAUACUGGCUUUUAAAGGGAUAUUCCAGCAUAAAAUUGAUUUAGGGUCAAACACACCGUAACACCGAGUUAGACACCCCCUCUAGAGAUGAUCAUAAAUGUUCUUCCUUGAGCUGCGUCACCCCGCUGUAGUCCGUAAUGGACUGGCCUGAGGUCUCACUACAAACAAGUGGCUGCUGGAAGAGAGUAAGUGAGUUGUGUUUAGUCUCUUUGCUAAAGAAAUCAGUCAAAGUUAAAACGAUGUUUGGUGGCUAGUACUAUGUCUGUGACCCUAUAUGUCCUGUUGAUGAAGUUAGGUGCUGUUCUGAGCAUUAUUUGUGGCUAUAGAGUGGAGUUUUAGCUGAGGUUUGUUUAUGGCCCCUCAGACUGCUGUUUGUUGCCAUGGUGCAGUCAUUACUAAAGUUGGUAAAACUAGAGAAGCAAGCGGUCGGGAACAUUCAUCUCUCCAGGGGAUGUCUAACCCGGUGUUACAGUGUUUGACUCUAAACUAAUUUUACGCCAGAAUAUCCCUUUAACUCACUAAAAGAAGAAACUAUAGUGGCUUUUAACUGCAUGUUUGUGUCUAAACAGCUCUUGUUCUCUGCUUUUCUGCUGUCUGCAUGUCGGAGCUGCAUGCUAAGCAAUCAAGAAUUAAACAUGGCUAAAUGACUGGUGGAUUUUUCAUCUACCAGCCUCGUUAGCUGGUGAGUUAUAAAUCAUUUCUGGACCCUCUUUCGGCUGGAUAAACCUGAAAAGUACUCCUGAAUUUCUCGCUGAAAUAAUUUCAUGAUUUAUCUGAGUUAAAAGUUAAAGUUUGCCAAGUCUGUCCUCAAGAGUUGGAGAAACAACUUUAAAAGUUUCUGUCAGUCGAUGCCUGAUGCCUUUGAGGAAGUCAGGAAAUCGAAGUGGUGACUGUCUAAAGUUACACAGCUUUAAGCAGAUCUAUGUCUCAGUGUAAAUGUUUGAUCUGGAACAGAUUGUCCACUGCUCUCACAUGCAGAUAUCUGUUUGUUCAGUAAAGUAAAUAGUCUUCAGAUUACUGCUGAUGGAGCCAGGAUGUGGUUAUUGUAGGCUGCAUUCUGCCUGCUUUUGCUCUUCAUACAGACAGUUUUUCCUGCAAACACCAAACCCUUCUUAAGCACUAAUGUAAGCAUAGAGUUAAAUUUUAUAGCUUCAUUUUUGUUAAAAAUCUUACUCAUUAUAUCCCCAGAGUGAAAUUUGUAUUAUGCACAGAAACCUCAGUUAAUAUUUGAAAAUGUCUCUGAUGGAAGUCCUUACACCGAUGCCAAGUUAGAAAUCCAAAAUGUGAUUGAGAAACCUCUCCAAAUCCUCCUCUGAGAAACUUUCAUAAUUCCUCUGUGGAUUAUUGAAGGAGGGAGACGAGACGAGUCAUUUCCAUAAAAUGUGAAAGUUCUUAAAUGCACUUUAUGUAUGAUUUAUGAAAUAUGUAGAGCGCAUUUAUUAGACAGUGACAGGGGGGGAGAUAAAGCAAAUAUCCACGUCCGGAUUUGAACUUUAAAGUCACAUGCCUGUUGAAUUAUGCAGAAGAGAAAAACGGAAACAAGCUCAGACAGCAUCCUGAUGAAGCUGAGACUGAGCAAACAUGUUGUAAAUAAAGCCUGGUGUGUUUAAAUUACAUGUUUGAAAACAUAAUAUUAACAUUCAGGCUAAUUAAAUAAAGACACCUUUGUGUCUAGACAUGAUUUUCAGUACAAAACAUUGAACUUAAAUGCUUAAAAAUUGACAGAAAUUUGGAAAAUGUCUUCAAUAAAUUCAAGGAUAUUCUCUAGAGAAGGUUAUCCGGAAAGUUCCCUUGUAACACUUUCCUUCUGAAGUCACUUUAACCAUUCAUGACUGAAAUAUCCCACCAUCUUUUCACUCUAAUUCUAUUAAUCUGUGAGAAUAAAUGCACGUCUCCCAUGUGUGUUUCUUCAAUAAAAGUCCUGGCAGUGAUUUUGCUUGCAGGGAGCUCAUCUUUAUAGAUGUAAAUUUCCUCUUUAUCCACGGAGGAUCAGGAGGAUACACCUCCCAAAAUAACAGCCUUAUGUUCAAGACCAUCUGCACAGGCAGGAUUUUCACACUUGAGCUCACCCUGAUAUGCUCUUUUCUCAUGAAAUGUCCCACUCUUGUUUCUUGUAGGAGGCCAAACUCAGGGGUGUGUCCACAGGGGUGGUCAAGGGUGGCAUGGGCCCUUGAAACCACCUAAAAAUUUUAAAGUCCUGGUUGACGAUCUGAGAAGCAGUUGAAAAAAACUGAGCUGUUGAGGAUGGUAGGGGAAGGUCCCGCCCUCCUUCGCCUCUGAUUGGCUAGAAUUGCUAGGCUUCGAUUGGUUAUUCCUAAUGGCUGUGAAUCGUCAUCAUCUGUCGGGUUAGGGUUAGGGUUAGGAGAUUCAGAAGUGUGAUAAUGUUCUGUAAUGUUCCGCGUUGGCUUGAGCGUGUGAUGACGUUUCCAGCUUUUCUAGCCAAUCAGAGGCAAAGAAGGCGGGACUUUCCCCUACCAUCCCACAAAAAAAAAAAUAUCACAGCCGGGAGAGUGGGAGGGGACAAGUCAGAACUACAGGAGAGGGGUGUGUCGAAUACAGCGAGGUGAUUGGAUAGAGAGGUGGAGUAGGAGAUUGACCAAUAGGAGCUGUCCGGGACAGAUGGCUCCCAUUGGUCAAUGUUUUUGCAGUCCUGCACCUGAUAGGGUGAACGGAUUUUUUCCAUUCUUUUUUCUUUUCACUUUGUGAGAUCGCACUAUAUCGCCAUAGAAACCAAUCUCUCCAAUCGUCAACCAUGCCUUUAAAAUAUGAUUGGCUGUUUACCUUGUUGGUGGCUGAACUCCGCUUUAAGAUCCUUUUUCCUUUUGUCAUAUUAUAGCAAAUAAGACUCAGUUUUGAUCUUCACAGACUGUUGCUUUAGAAGUCAUUUGUUGGACUGUAAACAGUGUAGUGUGUGGAAAAGAAAGUCAUUUACUGCCAAAGAUCAGCUGUGACAAAAAACAGAAGGUUAGGGUCAUUUCUGGGCUGCAUUUUUCAUUCUGACACGAUAGCUGGUGUGGUUUGAGAUUUAUAAUCUAUGGUAGGGCAAGUAAAAACAACAGUUAUUAAAAGAUAAUGGGAUUAUUCUUGAUGGUAGUUUUAGCUAAUUAAAUUGUGGAAAAAGGAGAAAACAAAACAGAUUAAUAAAAAUAUCAAAUCUUCAGCUGUCUUUGCACCACUUCCUUUCUUUUUCCGACUGGUUUCCACUCGAUAUCUCUGACCUUCCUCUCUUCUGUCUCACUAUCUCAGGUUUCCAAAGCAGCCGCGGACCUGAUGGCGUACUGCGACGCCCACAUACGCGAGGACCCGCUCAUCAUACCCGUCCCCGCCUCCGAGAACCCGUUCAGGGAGAAGAAGUUCUUCUGCAGCAUCCUCUGA